AAUGAAAAAACAUGUCAUUGUCAAACUUGACUUGUCGAGCCUGAAAUUGUUUUUUCAUUGCGCAAUAUAAUAAUCACCUUAUACAAUCAAAAUAAACAAUUUUAAAAUAUAAAAUCAUCAAGUUCAUUCUAUAUUUCCACAAUGGCAACCAAUACAUUAAUGGACAAAUUAAGAACAUUCUUUGGAUUCCGGCAGGAGCCACCGAGGAAUGACUUUAGGAAUCCGAUAUGGGGAACGGACGACUACGACGAUGGAGACGAGCUCUAUACGAAACACCAGAUGACACCCUACGACCCAAACGACGUGCACAGAGAAUUUUCUAGACAAAUCAAUGAGAUGUUUAGAUCUUUCGGCAGCAUUUUCGAUGAUAUGAGAUCGAUGUUUCAAGACGACCACUUGGAUAACUUUGCCGGAUUUGCUGAUAUGCCAUCCGAACCUGACAAUUAUAACAGCAAAAGCAUAAGAGACUACUAUUUGAAGCCUGGUUACCAUAGUGAUAAGCAUGAAGAACCCAAAGAUAUCGAUUUGGACGGUAAGAUUUCAUCCAAUGAAAUUUCUGGUUUAUUAAAACAGAAAGGUGAUAAGCAUGAUCAGAAUUCUUUGGUGCCAUUCAGCGGAGACAUGAUUCCCGGUAGAUCAUUUUGUAAAACUGUCAUUACAACAAGUGUUACCAAACCUGAUGGCACAAUGGAAACUAGGCGAAUCAUAAAAAAUGGUAAUGAGAUUGUUGAAGAAACUGUUACCUCCACAGGUCCAUCUGACUCAAGAGGUCCAUACAAUACUAGUUCCGAUUCUUUAGCGCCAACUGGUUUUAUUUAUAGCCAUGUUUUGUCUGAAUUAUCAUCAUUGUUUAAAAAUUUCUACUAAAAUAUUACUGUACUUAAUUCACUACACUCAAUAUAACAAUUUUUAAUAAAUAUAUUACUUUUAGCUUAUAAGUUUCAAAAUAGAUGUCUUAAAUAAAAUUUCUUGUGCAGCUACAUGAUAAAUAUUCAAUUUAUAUAAAUGUGAUUACAUCUGAAUAGAAAAUAGUCUCAUAUACUUUUUUAGGGCUAGUAAAAUGGUCUAAUUUUUAUUGUAUACAUUUAUAUUAAACAUUAGUA
This is a messenger RNA of Achroia grisella, 1103 nucleotides long. RefSeq lists its product as uncharacterized. The transcript has a single exon. NCBI's taxonomy places the organism in Eukaryota, Metazoa, Arthropoda, Insecta, Lepidoptera, Pyralidae. Gene Ontology annotation, cellular component: actin cytoskeleton; mitochondrion; apical plasma membrane. Bases 142 to 867 code for a protein of 241 amino acids. Gene Ontology annotation, biological process: regulation of actin filament polymerization; negative regulation of apoptotic process. The record is from RefSeq and is a predicted model, not a curated record.